AUGGCUGAUACUGCCGAUCUCCCUGACCGCAAACCCCGCAAGUCGGUCCAAUUUUCCGAAGGUGCUACGAUUGUCGACAGCAACGGCGACGUUACCGAAUCACUAGAGAUGAACGGCGACAAGGACUCCGCCGAGGGCCACGCCGCGAGUGCUGGCGACGACAAAGAGGUCGAGGAGGUCACCGACAUGUUCGCUGAUCUCGCAAAGAAGAAGAAGAAGAAGUCCUCCAAGAAGAAGGAAGGCGAGGAAGAGGACGGCGCAGAGGGCGACUUCGCCGCGCUGAAGAAGAAGAAGAAGUCCAGCAAGAAGAAGGUCGAGGACGACUUCGAGGCCAAGCUCGCUGCCGCCGGUGGAGACAAGCCCGAAGGCGAGGAGGAGGUCGCUGCUCCCGAACCCGAAGUACAAGAAGGCGACAUGAUGAAGGGCACCGGCAUCUGGGAACACAACUCGACGACCCCCAUCUCGUACAACCUCCUCCUGAACCGCUUCUUCACGCUCCUCCACGCACAACAUCCCGACCUCGCCAGCUCGGGCACAAAGAGCUACAAGAUCCCGCCCCCACAGUGCAUGCGCGAAGGAAACAAGAAGACCGUCUUUGCCAACCUUGCCGAGAUUUGCAAGCGUAUGAAGCGUUCUGACGAGCACGUUGCUCAGUUCCUGUUCGCUGAAUUGGGUACGAGCGGUUCGUUCGCCGACCAGAAGCGCUUGGUCAUCAAGGGUCGUUUCCAGCAGAAGCAACUCGAGAACGUCCUCCGACGAUACAUUGUCGAAUACGUUACCUGCAAGACCUGCCGCUCGCCUGACACCGAUCUCUCCAAGGGUGAGAACCGUCUCAACUUCGUCACUUGCAACAGCUGCGGAUCGAGACGUUCGGUACAGGCCAUCAAGACUGGUUUCUCGGCCCAGAUCGGAAAGAGGCGGAGAAUGGUGGGUUAG
Molecule: messenger RNA, 936 nt
Organism: Alternaria arbusti
Lineage: Eukaryota; Fungi; Ascomycota; Dothideomycetes; Pleosporales; Pleosporaceae
Exons: 4
Coding region: 1-936 (311 amino acids)
Biological process (GO): translational initiation; formation of cytoplasmic translation initiation complex; formation of translation preinitiation complex
Cellular component (GO): eukaryotic translation initiation factor 2 complex
Molecular function (GO): translation initiation factor activity; mRNA binding; translation initiation factor binding
Source: RefSeq, a predicted model, not a curated record